AUUUUAAUUACUGGUUCAAUCUUCUUACUAAUUAUAGGUCUAUUCAGAUUUUCUAUGUCUUCAUUAGUUAGUCUGGGUAGUUGUAUGUUUCUAGGAAUUUAUCCAUUUUUUUCUAGGUUAUCCAGUUUGUUGGUGUAUAGUUGUUCAUAGUAGUUUCUUAAGAUACUUCGUAUUUCUGUGGUAUCAGUUGCAAUAUUUCCUUUUUCAGUUCUGAUUUAUUUGAGUCUUCUCUCUUUUUUCUAGUUUGUCUAGCUAAAGGUUUGUCAAUUUUGCUUUUUUUUAAAAAAAAUUGACUCUUCACAAUUUUUUGGAUAUGAACCCCAAAGCACACUCAACAAAAGCAAAAAUAGAUAAAUAGGAUUGCAUCACACUGAAAAGUUUCUGCCCACCAAAGGAAAUAAUCAACAGAGUGAAGAGACAACAUAAGGAAUGAAGGAAGAUGCUUAUAAACCAUAUAUCUGAUAAGAGGUUAAUCACCAAAAUACAUAAGGAACACAAAAACUCAGUAGCAACAAAACAAAUAACCCAAUUAAAAAAUGGACAAAGGACAGGAAUAGACAUUUCUCAAAAGAAGACACACAAAUGGCCAAAAGGUAUAUGAAAAAAUGCUCAAUGUCAGUAAUUAUAAGAGAAAUGCAUAUUAAAAUGACAACGAAAUAUCACCUUACACCUUUUUAAAUGGCUUUCUUCAAAAAGACAAAAUAAAACAAGUAUUGGUGAGGCUAUGGAGAGAAGGGAACUCUUAUAAACUGUUGGUGGGAAUGUAAAUUAAUACAGCCAUUAUGGGAAAAUGUAUGCAGGUAACUGAGAAAACUAAAAAUAGAACUACCAUAUGAUCCAGCAAACCAAUUUCUGGGAAUAUAUCCACAGGAAAUGAAAUCAGUAUAUCAAAGAGAUAUCUGCACUCCUAUGUUUAUUGCAGCACUGUUCACAAUAGUCAAGUUAUGAAAUCAUCCUAAGUGUCAAUUGAUGGAUGAAUAGAUAAAUAAAAUAUUAUAUAUACACAUAUAUUUAUACACACACAUGCAAUGAAAUACUCUUCAGCCUCAAAAAGAAAAGACAAUCCCGUCAUUUGCAAUAACAUGGAUAAGCCUGAAGGACAUUGUGCUAAGUAAAGUAAGCCAGGUAUGGAAAGACAAAUACCACAUGAUCUCACUUACAAGUGGAACAUUUUAAAAAGUUGAACUCAUAGAAGCGGAGAGCAGAAUGGUGAUUGCUAGAAGCUGUGACUAUGGGGAGGAAUGGGAAGAUGUUGGUCAAAGUGUGCAAGGUUUCAGUUAGACAGGGUGAAUAAGAUCUAGGGUUCUAACAUACAGCGUGGUGAGUAUAGUUAACAAUAAUGUAUGUAUACUUGAAAACUGCUCACAGAGUAAAUCUUACAUGUUCUCCUAAAAAAUGUUAAGUAUUUGGUGUGUCAGAUAUGAUAAUUAGUUUGAUUUAAUCAUUUUACAGUGUAUCCAUAUAUCAAAACAUCAUGUUUUACACUGUAAGCAUAUAUAAUUUCUAUUUGUCACUUAACCUUAAUAAAACUGGAAAAUAUUUUAGAAGAACAUAGUGACAUAGAAAAGCAGCAUAAUGAAGUUUUUAAAAUAGACUUUUUUUUAAGAACAAUUUCAGGUUCACAGCAAAUUUGAGGAGAAAGUACAGAAAGUUUUUAAAUACCUUUCCCCUGUCACACACCACCGCUUCUCUCCACCCACGUCAACAUCCUGCACCAGUGGUACAUUCGUUACAAAUAAUGAGCCAACAUUGACACAUCACUAUCACCCAAAGUCUAUAGUUUACAUUGGGGUUGACUCUUAGGGUUGUGCAUCCACUGAGUUUUGACAUAUGUAUAAUGAUAUAUAUCUACCAUUACAGUACUAUACAAAAUCAACCCACUGCCCUAAAAAUCCUCUGUGUUCUGCCUGUUCAUCCCAUCCUCUCCCCAGUCAUUGGGAACCAGUGAUCUUUAAACUAUCUCCAUAGUUUUGCCUCUCUCAGACCGGUUUCUUUCACUUAGCAAUAUGUUUUCAAUUUCCUUCAUGUCUUUUUGCAGCUUGAUAGCUCAUUUUAUCACUGAAUGGAAUAUUCUUUUGUAUGGAUGUACCACAGUAUGUUUAUUCAUUCAGCUACUGAAGGACAUCUUGGCAAUUAUGAAAAAAGUUCCUAUAAACAUUUGUGUGCAGAUUUUUGUGGGGACUUAAGUUUUGAACUCAUCCAGGUAAAUAUCAAGGAGCAUGACUGAUGGGUUGCAUGGUAACAGUAUGAUUAAUUUUGUAAGAAACUCAAACUGUCUACCAAAGUGCUGUACCAUUUUGCAUUCCCACCAGCAAUGAAUGAGAGACUUCUUGCUGUUCCACAUCCUGCCAGCAUUUGAUGUUGUCAGCGUUUGGGAUUUUAUUCAUUCUAGUAGGUGUAUAGCAAUACAUCUUUUUUGUCUUAAUUUGGAAUUCCCUAAUGAUGUAUGAUGUGGAGCAUCUUUUCAUGUGCUGAUUUACCAUCUGUAUAUCAUCUCUAUUGAUAUGUUUGUUCAGCUGUUUUGCUAAUUUUUUAAUUGGGAUCAUUUUCUUAUUGUUGAGUUCUAAUUAUUCUUAUUUUUUAUAACAGUUCUUAAUCAUGUAUAUGAUUUGACGUACUUUCUAUUGGUCUGUAGCUUUUCUUCCCAUUGUUUUAACAGUGUCUUUUGUAGAGCAGAAGUUAUUAAUCUUAACGAAGUCCAAUACCAAUUUUUACUUUCAUGGAUCAUGCCUUUGAUGUUGUAUCUAAGAUGUCAUUUACAAACCCAAGGUCACCUAGGUUUUCUCCUUUUUAUCUUCUAAGAGUUUUAUAGUUUUGCAUUUUAUAUUUAGGUCUAUGAUCUAUUUUGAGUUAAUUUUUGUGAAAGGUGUAAGGUCUGUAUCUAUGUAUCCAGCUUCUUUUCUUUUUUUCUCUUUCUUUCUUUUUUUUUUGUGAUUGGAUGUCUAGUUGUUCUAGCACCAUUUGUUGAAAAGGUGAUCUUUUCUCCAUUAGAUUUCUUUUGCUCCUUUGUCAAAGAUCACUUGACUCUAUGUGUGGGUCUAUCUUGGCCUCUCUAUUCUGUUCCAUUAAUCUAUUUGUCUGCUCUUUCACCAAUACCACACUGUCUUGAUUACCGUAACUAUAGUAAGUCUUGAAGUUGGGCAAUGUCAGUCCUCAGAAUUUGUUCUUCUCCUUUAAUAUUGUGUUGGCUAUUAUGGGUCUUUUGCCUUUUCAUAUGAACUUGAGAAUCAGUUUGUGAUAUUCACAAAAUAACCUCCUGGGAUUCUGAUUGGAAUUACUUUGAAUCUAUAGAUGAAGUUGGGAAGAACUGACAUCUUAACAAUAUUAAAUUUUUCCAUCCAUGAACAUAAAAUAUCUCUCUAUUUAGUUCUUUGAUUUCUUUCAUCACAGUUUUGUAGUUUUUCUCAUAUAGAUAUUGUACAUAUUUAUUAGAUUUGUACCUAAAUAUUUCAUUUGAGUGGUGUGCUAAUAUAAAUAGUAUUGUGGUUUUAAUUUCAAAUUCCCAUUGUUCGUUGCUAGUAUAUAGAAAAGCAGUUGACUUUUGUACAUUAAUUUUGUAUCCUUCAAUCUUACCAUAAUUGCUUAUUAGUAACAGGAGAGUUUUUUUGUCAAUUGAAAUUUUUCUACAUCAACAGUCAUGUCAGCUGCAAAGACAGUUUUCUUUUACCUUUUCCUUCACAAUACGUAUACUUUUAAUUUCCUUUUCUUGUCUAAUUUCAUUAGCUGGGACUUUCAGUAUGAUGCUGAAAAGGAUUGCUGAGUAGAGACAUACUUGCCCUGUUCCUUAUUUUAACAGGAAAGCUUCUAGUUUCUCACCAUUAAGCAUGGUGUUAGCUGUACGCUUUUGUAAAUGUUCUUUUUCAAGUUGAGAAAGUUCCCCUCUAUUCAUAGUUUGCUGCUAUACAAUAUGAUUUUAAUAUAAAAAAGCAGUACAUAAAGUAGUGUGUACAAUUUCAUUCCGAUUUUUGUGACAACUGUAUUUUGCAUUGGAAAAAAGCCUGGAAGAGAAUACGUUCAUAAUUGAAAGUCGUCAUUUUUGGCUGGAUAAUGGAUAUUUUCUUCUCCACAUACUUCUAUCUUUUCUAAAUUUGCCCCGAUGAAAAAUAAUAUUAUGAAAGGUGAUUAGGUAGUCUGAAGAGAAUGCCUUUCGGCCGUCGGGGGCAGUGGGGUGGUAAGGAAACAGAUGAGAAGCUUUUAAAAUGGAAAUCUAUGAAGAGAUAACUGAUUUCGUAAUUGCAUCAUCAGUGGGAAAGUAAGCUCUCUGAGGACCAGGUCUGACUGAGAGAUCCCCACAGCGUAAUAGAUAAUACAUUUUGUGUCUCAGCGUUGCUAUGAAACGCCAUUUAUUCACUUGGCAUGCUGAGCAUGGAACCAGGUUUCUUUCUUUCCAAGUAGUUUUGCUAAUUUAGAGAAAGAGAGAGACAGACAUAUACAUAGAGAGAGAGAGUGUGUGUGUGUGUGUGAGAGAGAGAGAGAAAAGUACUGAACUGGGAGCAGCAGGGUUUGAGUCAAAAGAGAAGGGUGGAGGAGCGCGUCCGGUGCCCCAAGGCUUCCAGGCGGAGCGCGGGCGCGAGGUGCGGGCUCCGGGGCGGAGCGCACGCCCGGGAGGCGGGAAGUGGGCAGCAGCGCCCCCGCCUGGCCCCUGUGCGCCCCGACCCGACGCCUCCCCGCCCGACCAGGUGCCUCGAGAGCGCACAGCUGGGAGGGCUCUCCCGGUCGCGGCGAGACUCACGCCUGCGGUGUGCUAGGGCGGCGGCGACGGUGACGGGCGUGGGGCGCGGCGCUGCCUCGGCUGCCGGGUCGUUGCGGCGAGCGCGCGGGCCGGCCUGGAGUCAACGGGCUGAACCGCCGCGCCUGCAUCGUGCCGCACGCCGCGGAGGCGCUCGGGUACAGACCGCGCGGGCGCGCACAAAGCGGCCCGGGGCGGCCGGCGCGGCGCAGACCCUCGGUGGGCAGCGCACUCCAGUCUUCCCCGGCUAGCGGCUGCAGGGAGCUCCGGCCCGCGGCCCCUCCGCCUCAAGUCUGGGAGCUGCCGGUCCCACUCUGUCUUUGCCUAUGGGGAUUCGAGAGUUUCCCAGCGGCGCACCCAGGGGCAAGAGCAUUGCCGUUGGCAUGAGGAGGUCACCGGACGUCAGCCCCCGGAGACUGUCCGACAUCAGCCCCCAGCUCCGGCAGCUCAAGUACUUGGUGGUGGACGAGGCGAUUAAGGAGGAUCUGAAAUGGUCGCGCUCCGUGGAGGAUCUCACCAGCGGGCCCGUGGGGCUCACGUCCAUCGAGGAGCGGAUCCUGCGCAUCACUGGCUACUAUGGCUACCAGCCCUGGGCAGCGAGCUGCAAAAGGGAGGAGCGCCCCCGGGACUCCCCGGGCCCGGCGGAGGCCCAGGCACCGGCCGGGGUGGAGGCCGGCGGGAGAGCGAGUCGCCGCUGCUGGACGUGCUCCCGGGCGCAACUCAAGAAGAUCUUCUGGGGCGUGGCGGUCGUGCUGUGCGUGUGCUCCUCGUGGGCGGGCUCCACGCAGCUCGCCAAGCUGACCUUCAGGAAGUUCGACGCGCCCUUCACCCUCACGUGGUUUGCCACCAACUGGAACUUUUUAUUCUUCCCGUUGUACUACGUGGGGCACGUCUGCAAGUCCACAGAGAAGCAGUCUGUGAAGCAGCGAUACAGGGAAUGCUGUCGAUUUUUUGGAGACAAUGGCUUGACUUUGAAGGUGUUUUUUACCAAGGCAGCACCCUUUGGUGUUCUUUGGACACUCACAAACUACCUGUACUUACAUGCAAUAAAGAAAAUAAACACUACGGAUGUCUCCGUGUUGUUCUGCUGCAACAAAGCUUUUGUGUUCUUGCUCUCAUGGAUCGUUCUCAGGGACAGAUUCAUGGGAGUGAGGAUUGUGGCCGCCAUCCUCGCCAUCGCUGGCAUUGUGAUGAUGACCUACGCUGAUGGCUUCCACAGCCACUCCGUCAUUGGCAUCGCACUGGUGGUGGCCUCAGCAUCGAUGUCUGCCCUCUACAAGGUUUUGUUCAAGCUCCUCCUGGGCAGUGCUAAGUUUGGAGAAGCCGCCUUAUUUUUGUCCAUCUUGGGUGUGUUUAACAUCCUCUUCAUCACCUGCAUUCCUAUUAUCCUCUACUUUACCAAAGUGGAAUACUGGAGCUCUUUUGAUGACAUUCCAUGGGGAAACCUUUGUGGAUUUUCAGUUCUUUUAUUGACAUUCAAUAUUGUAUUAAAUUUUGGAAUCGCCGUUACAUAUCCCACUCUGAUGUCUCUUGGAAUCGUCCUCAGCGUACCUGUGAAUGCAGUGAUUGAUCACUACACCAGUCAGAUCGUCUUCAAUGGGGUCCGGGUCAUCGCCAUCAUCAUCAUCGGCCUGGGUUUUCUCCUCCUGCUCCUGCCAGAGGAGUGGGAUGUCUGGUUGAUCAAGCUGCUCACCCGACUCAAAGUGAGGAAGAAGGAGGAGCCUGCAGAGGGCGCUGCCGACCUGAGCUCAGGACCUCAGAGCAAGAACAGAAGAGCCCGCCCUUCCUUCGCCCGCUAACACCACUCCUCUAGAACUCGGUGGUAAUGACUGGGAGGUCUAUUCCUGCCGGGAGGAACCUCAGUUGGGUAAGGUGUACAUACCUGUACAGUUUUGGUCAUCUGCGGUAAGUUCUAUGGUAUUUAUUGGCAUGUCCAAUUUGCUUGCACUUUUCCACAUCAGACCUUCCACUUAAGGGUACCAAUUCAAUACAAAAGAGAAAAGAAGAACCUCUCAGUGCUUUUCUAACGAAUGUAAAGUGGGUUUAAAAGAUCCCUGCGUAGAUCGUUUUGGAUGGCUGACGUUCUUAACAAGCCAGCCAUCAGGGCAAGUGUUUUGAAUCUUAGCAAGUGUUUUGAAUCUUAGCAACUGAACAUGACAUUGUACACUGUGAUUAUUUUUCAGCUAUGGUAGGUCAUAUUUUGUUUUAUACCAGAGCUGUACUCUUAAUUUUAAGGAAUUUCAAUGAACCAAAAGAUAACUGUCAAUUUAUUUGGAUGGAUGGAUGGAGGGAUGGAAGGAGGGAGGGAAGGAUGUCUGGGAUGUGAAGAGGCAAGGCAGAAAUGGAUGAUGAACAUCAAAAACUGUCAGAGGACAGGUCUGUGCCAGGUACCAGGAAGGACAAGAUAAGUCCAAGCCCCGGCUGGCCUGCUCUCACGUGUCUGUGUAAGAUCAUGCAAGAGAAAUCACAGUGCCUUCUACAGAAUUUUCGUCUUUACCUAUGUGAAGCGAGGUGACGUGAUACGUCACUGGCGCCGUCUUAUAAUUUAGAUGUAAAAAUCUUUAGAAACAAAUAAAACUCUCUAUAUAUGUGUAUGUCUGUGUACAAAAAAAUGACAGAGCUGAUGGCCAGUGUAUACAGAGCGUGGCCCGCGGUGUACAAUACCCAUAUAAGGUACAUUGUGCAGGAGGGGAAUUGCUGGCUGCUUUUACUUCCUGACCAAGACUGAAAAAUUAUUUACUGAAAUCUGUAAACCUUUUUAUGAAACUUUUAAGCACCAGGCUGUUUACUUACACAAUUUAGGUCUGCCAGAAAAUUCUAUCUGUGAUAGAUCUGUAAAGAGGGUCAGGGGUUAGAGUUUACUAUUUUUGAAGUUUACAUUGUUACAUAUGAAAUGGAAACAUUAUUUUGAAACGUUGUCAUAACCCAAUGGUGCAUUCUGUAACCAUGGAGUCUUCUGUUUCCUGGGGGAAAGGGGCAUUCAUGACCUGAACUUUUUAGCAAAUUAUUAUUCUCAGUUUCCAUUACCUGUUUGGCCAAACAGAUUAAUAAAAUAUUUGAAAAAGAA
This is a messenger RNA of Pan troglodytes (chimpanzee), 7796 nucleotides long. It is a transcript of the gene SLC35F3, whose product is annotated as solute carrier family 35 member F3. NCBI's taxonomy places the organism in Eukaryota, Metazoa, Chordata, Mammalia, Primates, Hominidae. The transcript has 8 exons. The coding region runs from base 5056 to 6528 and encodes 490 amino acids. Gene Ontology annotation, biological process: thiamine transport. The record is from RefSeq and is a predicted model, not a curated record. Gene Ontology annotation, cellular component: membrane.